This is a messenger RNA of Durusdinium trenchii, 1075 nucleotides long. NCBI's taxonomy places the organism in Eukaryota, Dinophyceae, Suessiales, Symbiodiniaceae. The record is from the annotation of a GenBank genome assembly.
CCAUGCCGUGCCAGACUCCGUGAGAGGCAGUCGGCCUCUCAUGACUUCUCAGGGUACCCAAACAACAAAGACCCUGCCUCAGAGCAACACAGAACCCAAUUUGUUCUGUCGCUUGUCUACGGCUGCCGCAUGUGCCCUCAUGGCUUCCAUGGCCAGAAAGGGACGAGCCGAAAAGGUGGUCGUUCGCAUUUUCCCCACCAGAUGCAUGAGCCGGCAAAAGACCAUGCGGCGCUUGGAGCCGUUUGGAGAAAUGCCUGCUUGGUCCCGAAAGCCUUUGCUUAGGAAGAGGCUGAAGCAACCAUGGCGAAAGCGGCCGACCAGAAGGUUGUCGGCAUUUGGUCGACAUUUGUAUGAAAGGUCACGAUUGAGAUGCCACUACAACAUCAAUGUCCGGCAGCUCACCAAGUAUGUCCUACGUGCUUUUAAGGAGGGCCGCAAGCACCCCAUUGAUCAUCUAAUGGCAAUUCUGGAGAGCCGCGUCGACAACUUUUGCUGGCGCGUUGGGAUUGCACCAACUAUGGCAGGAGCGCGAUUCUUUGUGCGGGAAAAUCACAUCCAAGUCAAGUCGCAAAGGAAGGAAUAUGACUACAAAGAGCCAGAGUGGGUCACUGUGAAUACACCCUCGCAUCUCCUGAAGAUUGGCGAUCAGAUUCGGGUCCGUCCGAAGCCAAGGUCGCAGAAGCUUGCCAAGAGGUAUCAGGAUGAAGAUGGGCCAGUAGAUGUGCCGGAUCAUCUUGAGUGGGAUCGUGAGGAACUCGUUGGACGCUACAAUGACCUAUGCGAUGCUAACCAAGUUGGGAUCAAUAUCAACGAGGAUUACUUGAUGAACAAGUUCUUAGGGCCUCAGGGUGUGCGGCAACGACACAUUCGCUGGUUUGAAGGAACAACAAUUCCCAUUGAAAAGAUUUACAACGGAGGUCGCAUCGUGCCAACUCCAGAGAACAUCCUCAAUAUGAAGAAGGGGGCUGGCCUCCGUGCAAGGGGCUUCCGACGCCCACCAUGCUUGUGGGGUCGCAGAAACAAUCCGCUCAACAAUCCUUGGGAGUACGGCAGCAAGGUGAAGGUCUGAGAGGCU